Messenger RNA from Prosopis cineraria, 998 nucleotides. RefSeq lists its product as uncharacterized. Bases 197 to 646 code for a protein of 149 amino acids. The transcript has 6 exons. The record is from RefSeq and is a predicted model, not a curated record. NCBI's taxonomy places the organism in Eukaryota, Viridiplantae, Streptophyta, Magnoliopsida, Fabales, Fabaceae.
UCUUCACGUGCUCUCUGUUCUUACCUUCUGCCACUUUCUCUGCAAAUCUUAUCCGUUUCCUUCUUUUUCUCGUUACGCACCAUACUUAUCAUCGAACUAGUAGUUUUGUUCGUUGGUUGACAGAGAAAGCUCUCUCUUUUAAAAACGCCCUCCUCUAAUAUUAUUAUACCCUCACAACCUUGCUUCUUCUCUUCCCAUGGAGAACAAGAACAGCUGCAAAAACCAUUUCGGAGGGUCCUCUUCAGCCACGAAUUUUGAUCAGCUUUUUGGUCCCAAGGACCCCUCAUCUUCCUUCUCAUCCUCCUCCAGCAUCUUCGGCUCCAUUUUUCCUCCUCCCUCAGCUGUAGGAGGGAGUGAAUCGAGAAAGCAAGAUGUGGGAGACAAAAAUUAUGGACCACAAGGUGGCAAAGGUGAAAGCAGGGGUAGCGUAUCUGGCAAGAAUUAUCAGAAUGAGAGUACAAUGGAGCCCAGCAACUACUACACCUCAUCCAUCUACUAUGGUGGUCAAGAAAAUUAUUUCCCAAAAUCCAGGACCACUGAUUCCCACCAUAAUGUUAAGAAAGAUUCGGAUAAUGAUGAUCCCAAUGGGGACAACCCAAAUAGCGCUUCAAGGGGAAAUUGGUGGCAAGGCUCCCUUUAUUAUUAGCUCAACCCUAUAUAUAUUUUAAAAAAACUCACCGUCCUGACCAGGAUAGGUUUGUGCAAAUAAAACAUAGUGCGGCAUGCUACAUAGAACUUUGACGACAGCAGGUAGUUUCGAAGGCGGGUCCCUAAUAGCCACUGUAGCGGGCAAUCAAAUGAUCGAUCCUGCGUACAGAAGUCAACAGACCUUGCACCAUUUUAAUAUUAGUAGUGUGGGUAUAACUAAUCUUAACGGCUUAACCUAUGGACUUAAAACAUUAUAUGUGUACUGUAUAUACUAUAUAGUCGUCUAGCCCUAAAGACAUGGAAAUUGUAGUAGCUCACUAUGCUAAUUUCAAGUUUCCCUGUUUCGUGUG